Prunus armeniaca (apricot) is the source of this 285-nucleotide messenger RNA. NCBI's taxonomy places the organism in Eukaryota, Viridiplantae, Streptophyta, Magnoliopsida, Rosales, Rosaceae. The record is from the annotation of a GenBank genome assembly.
AUGGCGGAGCCCAAAAUUGCCCUAGAGCCCAUGGCGGUGGCAGAGUCGAAAAUCGCGCUAGAGCCCGUGCUUGAACCGAAGAUCCAAUUGGUGGAGCUGAAGAUCGCGCCAGAGCCGGUGGUGCAGCCGAAGAUCCAAUUUGAGCCUCUGGCGGAGCUGACGAUCGUGGAGGCUGUGGCGGAGGUGAAGAUGGCACCAAAGGCUGCGUUGGAACCCAAGAUCGCAUCGGUGGCCACGACAUAUCUGAAGAUGGCGCUGGACGAUGUGCUAAAUUUCGCCAUGUAA